UGUUGAAGGCGAUAGAGCCGGGACAGAGGCUGCAGUUGUUACACAGCAGUGGAAGAAUCACAAGCAGGAGCAGAGAGGUUUAAAACGGACAUAAAAAGACUGAGAAACUAGAGCUGCAGUGAUGAUUCCUACAUCUGCAAACUGUGCUUUACCCCUGGCAGCUGUUCUGACUGUGCUGACCUCUGUGUUGCUACUCGAGGCCGAGGCUGGAGUGGUUGGAGACUUCAACCAUGUGGAGCGCUGCAAGGACUCUCUGUACAUGGGCACUCCACCACGAGGAUACCUCAGCAACUCGUUUAGGAAGAUCUGCCAGAAGUAUGAGGACAAACCCCGGUACGUCACGCUGUACGACUCCCAUAGACACGUCCCCAUCUACUCUGCCUACACGUUCAAGAAGUCUGACGGGGAGAAGAAGGUGGACUUUCCUUGGAUGUUUGAGCCUCAGUUGGCUUCAGAAAAGAGCAGCAGCAACAUGGAGCCCUUCCCCCAGUCUCCAAGCAUGCAUAUGAACUUUGAGGACACCCAGGCCGUCCUGGAGGACUAUGCCGACGUGGUUCAGUACGAACGCGGCCAACUCAAUCCCGACGAGCAUCAGGCCGACCCUCUGGACAAAGCCUCCACCUACAGCUUGACCAAUGUGGUACCUCAGAUCAGGGAGUUCAAUUUGGGUCCCUGGGCCGAACACCAGGACCUCAUCCGCAAACGCCUCAACAACUACUGCAGAGGCAAAGCCUUUGUGGUCACUGGAGUCACCACUUCAGGCCACACGAUCCGUCGCAACAACCUGGACCGGGUGGCUGUACCAGAGUACAUGUGGUCAGCCUACUGCUGCACCGAAUUUGACCAGAAUGCACCAUACUUUGUGCGUUACAAGUUCCCUGUAUUUGGAGCUUAUGGGCUGAAUGACCGCAUCAACAACCACAUGGUGGAAGUUCCUCUAAAAAACCUGGAGAAAUUCCUCAAGGGGAGACUGGAUGUAGACAAGAACUUCCAGAUUUUCUAUAAUGAUUGUGUGCCAGACAGCUGAGGAAGAGUUGAAGGUGUGUCAGAGAUUCAGCACUUGAUUGUAGAAAGGUUUGAGUUACUUGCAGUUUGAAUUUGCAUGGAAAUAAGAUGUGCUAAUGUGUGUCAAAUUAGAUGAUACAUUGCAAGAAAUAAAAAUGUGAAAUUGA
This is a messenger RNA of Stegastes partitus (bicolor damselfish), 1172 nucleotides long. Its product is annotated as endonuclease domain-containing 1 protein-like. NCBI's taxonomy places the organism in Eukaryota, Metazoa, Chordata, Actinopteri, Pomacentridae. Gene Ontology annotation, molecular function: hydrolase activity; metal ion binding; nucleic acid binding. The transcript has 2 exons. The coding region runs from base 122 to 1027 and encodes 301 amino acids. The record is from RefSeq and is a predicted model, not a curated record.